AUGAUUAUUCCCAAGCAGAACAGGCGCAUCAUCUACGAGAACCUCUUCAAGGAGGGUGUUCUUGUCGCCAAAAAGGACUUCAACGCGCCGAAGCACGAAGAGCUUGAUGUCCCCAACCUCCAAGUCAUCAAGGCUCUCCAAAGCCUGACAUCCAAGGGUUUCGUCAAGACCCAAUUCUCCUGGCAAUGGUACUACUACGUGCUGACACCCGAGGGUGUUGAAUAUCUGCGUGGAUGGCUCCACCUCCCUGCUGAGAUCGUUCCUGCCACACACAAAAAGGCAGUUCGCCCUCCUCGCCCGGCUGGCGUCCGCCCCGGUGGUGGUGAGGGUGCCUACCGCCCCCCACGUGGCGGCGAUCGUGACGGAUAUCGCAAGAAGGACGACUCCGCCCCUGGAGAGUACAGGCCACAAUUUGCUGGUGUCGGACGGGGGGCCCCUCGGGGAGAGUAA
Cyclocybe aegerita is the source of this 450-nucleotide messenger RNA. The record is from the annotation of a GenBank genome assembly. NCBI's taxonomy places the organism in Eukaryota, Fungi, Basidiomycota, Agaricomycetes, Agaricales, Hemipholiotaceae.